This is a messenger RNA of Mytilus trossulus (common blue mussel), 1179 nucleotides long. Its product is annotated as GDP-D-glycero-alpha-D-manno-heptose dehydrogenase-like. The record is from RefSeq and is a predicted model, not a curated record. The transcript is spliced from 2 exons. Lineage: Eukaryota; Metazoa; Mollusca; Bivalvia; Mytilida; Mytilidae. Bases 184 to 1164 code for a protein of 326 amino acids.
GUUUGCGUGUUGCAUACGCAUGUAUCAACUCACCCGUCUAACAAUAUAGUCACACUUGAUUGCUCUGGAAAAAACAAAUCGACAAGUAAACAAUGUAAAGUAUCUGUUUUGAUCAAUGUUGAUUUACACGCAGUUUGUUAAGAUUCGUGAUCUAAGGAAACACAUAUUUCUAUUUUAAGAGAAAUGGACCAGGCACAACAAAUGAACGGUAACGCCCAUGGAGCCUCGAGAGGACAUGUGAUGGUUACAGGGGGUGCCGGAUACCUUGGAUCCACGAUGGUACCUAUGCUCCUUAACGAAGGUUUCGAAGUUACAGUAUAUGAUAUUUUUCUGUGGGGAAUUAAUUCCCUUCUCCACGUUAUGCCGAAUCCCAAACUUCACAUCAUCAAAGGAGACAUUCGUGACAAACAGAAAUUAGAAGAAGCCAUGUACGAUAAAGAUAUAAUUAUUCACUUGGCAGCCAUUGUCGGUUAUCCUGCUUGUGACAAGGACCCGGAUUGUGCGAUUGAUACUAAUGUUGUUGGUACUAGAAAUAUUGCUGAACUUUUGCGACCAGACCAAAAGAUGGUCUAUGCCAGUACAGGGUCAUGUUAUGGAGCGGUUGAUAAUCUAUGCACAGAAGAAACCGAAAUAUGUCCUUUAACACUGUACGGAAGUAGCAAAGCUGAUGCAGAAAAGCAUGUCAUUAAAGCUGGUGGCAUUGGUCUUCGAUUGGCCACUGUAUUCGGAUUAUCACCAAGGUUACGGUUGGAUUUGCUGAUCAAUGACUUAACAUACAAAGCCCUCACGCUGAAAGAAUUUGACCUUUACGAAGGGUCAUUCCGUCGUACAUUUCUACACGUGCGCGAUGCAGCAAGAGCAUUUGUGUUCGCAUGUCUAAAUUACGAUAUAAUGAAAGGACAAGCAUUUAAUGUGGGAGAUGAAAAAAUGAAUAUGACGAAAUCCCAUGUAGCUCGCGUCAUCCAGGACCACGUGAAGGGCUGUUCCAUAACGGAAUCUAAUUCGGGCCAAGACAAAGACAAGAGAGACUAUGAAGUGUCUUACCAAAAAAUUCGAAAGCUUGGAUAUAAUUCCACUAUUAGUGUUGAAGACGGGAUCAAGGAAAUGUUGAAAAUUUUACCCAUUUUACACCCAAACGACAUCGGAAAGUGCAAAAAUGUGUAAAAGUUUUUUUCAUUU